This is a messenger RNA of Xenopus tropicalis (tropical clawed frog), 2225 nucleotides long. It is a transcript of the gene mpp4, whose product is annotated as MAGUK p55 scaffold protein 4. Gene Ontology annotation, molecular function: transferase activity; nucleotide binding; ATP binding. The record is from RefSeq and is a predicted model, not a curated record. Lineage: Eukaryota; Metazoa; Chordata; Amphibia; Anura; Pipidae. The transcript is spliced from 22 exons. The coding region runs from base 59 to 2113 and encodes 684 amino acids.
AGAAACUCAGGUUAAACAUCUAAAAAAAGAUCUUGUCUCACAAUUAUAAACAGCCCGAAUGGGUCUUCCACAAAAGGCCACAGAAUCCCUAAGAAUGCAUGAGACAAUGGAAAUGACUCCUAGUGGUCUUCAGGAAAAUGGACUGUCACAGGUUCUGACUAUGGUUCUCGAAGAGCUUGGCUUGUACUACCAUCAAGAUGUGAAUGGAAUAGGUGUACUAUACAACUUGCUCCAGGCUCCCUGGCUUCAGUCUUUACUCAAGGUACACAGUUGUCUCCAGCAAUAUAUACAGCAGAGACCUCAACCUGUUUUACCGAAAGCUUGCAUCCUGUCUAAUGAGGUUGUAGGUGUAUUGCGUGAGACUACCUCUUCUGCUGACUUACGGGAGCUAAAACGCUUGCUACAAGGGCCCCACUUUAAGGCCUUGCUCUCCGCUCAUGAUAUGGUUGCACAGGCAGAUUUUGAGCCCGUUUUGCCACCACUCCCAGACAAUAUUCCUGAUAAUGAGGAGGCCAUGCGAAUUGUGUGCCUGGUGAAAAACAAGCAGCCUCUGGGGGCCACCAUUAAACGCCAUGAAAUAACAGGUGAUAUCAUUGUUGCCAGAGUAAUACACGGUGGUCUGGCUGAUCGAAGUGGGUUGCUGUAUGCUGGUGACAAACUGGUGGAAGUGAAUGGAGUUUUAGUGGAUGGAUUGGAACCUGAGCAAGUUAUCCAGAUCCUGGCUAGGUCAGAGGGGACUAUUGUGUUCAAGCUUAGUCCAGUCAAUGAUCGUUAUAUAAGCAGCCACACAAUGCUGUACGUCCGAGCAAUGGCAGAUUACUGGCCUCAGCAGGAUCCGGCCAUACCUUGUGCUGAUGCUGGUUUGCCAUUCCAGAGGGGAGAAAUCCUACAGAUUGUUGACCAGAACGAUUCUUUGUGGUGGCAGGCAAGAAAAGCCUCAGAUCUCGGUAGAUGUGCUGGGCUUAUUCCAUCCAACCAUUUGCUGAAAAGGAAGCAACGUGAAUUUUGGUGGUCUCAACCCUUUAUGUCCCACUCCUGCAUUAAAGCAUCUCAGUUGAGUACUAUUGGGGAAGAGGAGGAUAUGAAGAUUGAAGAGAAAUUUGUGGAGGCUGAUGAAGAGACAUUUGAGUCAGAGGAACUAAAAGGAGGUAAUGUGAUUUGUAAAUUCUUCUGCUCAGUACAUAGAAAUAGCAAUCACUUAGUACAGGACAUCUACAUCAGUAUGCCUCAGGACCUGGCAACAAUAUGGAUGCAGCCACAGCGACAUAACUACAGAUUAGAGUAUUUUGGCCAGGAAAAAGAAGACGAAUUUAGAGAUAAAGAUGGGAACAUCAUUGCUGGUUUCAGAAGAAGUAUGCGUCUUUGCCGAAGGAAGACUCUUAUCAACCAUAUGUCCUGCUAUUCACGCUGCCCCAGUAACUGCUAUCAUACUGUAGCUGCCCCCUACGAAGAGGUUGUGCGUUAUCAGAGACGCCCUUGUGACCGUCAUAGACUGAUUGUCCUCCUUGGUCCUUCUGGGGUUGGAGUUAAUGAAAUGAGAAAGCAACUUAUUGAUUUAAAUCCCUCUAUGUUUAAAAGUCCAGUGCCACAUACCACUCGCCAGAAGAAGACAUAUGAAGAAAAUGGUCGAGAAUAUUUUUUUGUGUCAAAAGAAGCAUUUGAAAGCAUGGUCUACAGCCACGGAUUUCUGGAGUACGGAGAAUAUAAUGGACACAUGUAUGGUACAAGUGUGGAAGCAGUCAAAGCAGUGCUUGAUGCUGGAAUGAUAUGUAUUAUUGAUUUGGAGCCACAGUGUAUUACAGGGGUUCGAACGCAUGAGCUUAAACCCUAUAUUAUAUUCAUCAAACCCCCCAGCAGGAAUUGCAUGAGAUAUACACGAAAAAAUGCCAGCAUCUUCACAGAUUACUAUGUUAAUAUGAAAUUCAAGGAAGAGGAUUUCCAGGAGAUUGAAGAAUCUGCAAAGAAAAUGGAAGUUCAGUUUGGUCAAUUCUUUGACCAAGUGGUGGUGAAUGACAAUUUAGAAUCUGCUACUGUACAGCUAAUGUCUAUUCUACGUUGUGCACAAGAUGAGCCUCAGUGGAUUCCAGCAUCUUGGAUCUGUUUGGAUUCCUAAUAAUAACAUGAAUGGAAAAUAUCAUUUGAGUGGCUUUAGCAGUUUUUACACAGGCUUCAAAUUCUUACAAUUCUUGUAAAAUAAGAUAUUAUAAAUUAUAGACAUAGCCAAA